Molecule: messenger RNA, 6393 nt
Organism: Oxyura jamaicensis (ruddy duck)
Lineage: Eukaryota; Metazoa; Chordata; Aves; Anseriformes; Anatidae
Product: cytochrome c oxidase assembly protein COX18, mitochondrial
Exons: 6
Coding region: 39-950 (303 amino acids)
Biological process (GO): mitochondrial respiratory chain complex IV assembly; protein insertion into mitochondrial inner membrane from matrix
Cellular component (GO): mitochondrial inner membrane
Molecular function (GO): membrane insertase activity
Source: RefSeq, a predicted model, not a curated record
GCACGCUGGGCGGGCUGCGCGCGCGGCGGACGUUGAGAAUGUGGCGGCUCGCGCGCGGUCGGCCCUUAACGGUCGCCGCUGUGGUGGCGGCGUCGGCGAGCGGGAGCCCCGGCGGCUGGUACGGGUGGCUGGCGCAGACGGCGCCCGUGCACUGGGCUGAGGGUGGGCUGGUCGCCCUGCAGGCGGCCGCCGGGCUGCCGUGGUGGGCCGCCAUCGUUUGCGGCGGUGCCGCCCUCCGCACCGCCGUCACCUUGCCGCUCGCCGCCCACCAGAGGCGCCUCCUGGCCAAGUUGGAAAAUUUACAACCUGAAAUUAAAAAACUUUCUGAGCGUCUUCGCUAUGAAGUUUACGUUCGUGGGAAGCAACUGGGUUGGUCUGAUAAGGUUGCCAGGUUUCAUUUUAAGAAGAACCUACGGAGGAUUAUCACGGAACUGUACAUUCGAGACAACUGCCAUCCCUUCAAAGCAACCUUACUGGUGUGGGUGCAGAUUCCGAUGUGGGUCUUUGUGUCCCUCGCUUUGCGCAACUGCAGCAUUGGUGCCUUGAACUCAGAAGUUCAAGAACAGUUUUCGACAGGUGGAACAUUGUGGUUUACAGACCUCACAGCACCAGAUUCUACGUGGAUUUUGCCAGUUUCACUUGGGCUCUUGAAUUUGCUGAUAGUAGAGAUUUUUGCCUCACAAAAAAUGGAAGUUUCCAGGUUCCAGAAGCUUGCUACAAAUUUCUUUAGAGUGUUGUCAGUAGUAAUGAUCCCUGUUGCUGCAACGGUCCCCUCAUCCAUGGCGUUGUACUGGUUGUCCUCAAGCUUCAUGGGACUCUCACACAACCUGUUGCUCCGUUCUCCGACCUUUCGCCGACUGUGUUCCAUACCAAGGACCAAAUCUGACUCGGAUACUCCUUACAGGGAUAUCGUGUCUGCCUUGACUACCAGAUACAGUUUUAAGGAAUGAUGCGUUUUGAACUUUUGAAAGAGCUGUCCCACAAAGCUAGCAUGCAUAAUUGAGAAGUGGUAUUUUGUUGAGAUGUGCUUAUUUUACUUACUGUCAAGUGCUGCAGCUGAAAUAUAUUUAUUUUACAAAGGAAAUGCUGACCCUCUGGCUAUAAUGAAUGAUUCAUCAGCACAAAUUUAAGUUUAUUGGGAGGUUUGGUUUUGAGGAUGCUGGUUUUGCAAUUAGUAUGGUUUGGUGAUGGAAGUCCAUCACCUAAAUAGUUGUAAGGAAUUGUGAAGAUGAAUAUUAAAUAAAAUUGUGAUUCAUGUAGGCUGUCUUCUUGUAGUGAAGCUGAUCUGACCUGUGGACAAUUGAACUAUGAAUUCUGGGGUGAGUAGAAAGAGUAGAUGGGCUGACACAGUGUAGUUAUUGGUUUGUUAAUUUAGACAUGGGUGCACGUUGAUUGGUAAUCAGUUAGAGUCAAUUGGAAAAUGGAGUCAAGUUGUGUGGUUAAUGUGACAUUUUGCAACAGUUCUGACAGAUGAUUCAUGCAAACUGCAAAGCAAACUAGGUCAUUAGCAGUCUUUUGUGCAUCAGAUUUGGAGUUAGGGGGGUAAGUGUCUUGUUUCUGGUGUACAACUGUUAAGUGACGACAUUAUGGUUUUGAUUUUUUUCAUGUAUAAAAUUGAGUAACAGCUGCCCAUUGUACGUACUAAAAUGAUGCCAGUAACAUCUUGAAAAAGAAGAAAUCAAAUAUUUUAUGCAACUGUACAUCAACUAUUCUAAUAUAAGUUCUAAAGGUAAACUGCAAAUGCUUUAUGCCUCAAAGGACCUGUGUUUGAGUGUUUUUGUUUGUUUGCUUUUAUGUAAGCAUCUGUGUAAUUAUAUGUAAGCACUUCCUGUAGGGGUAGUUUACGUUUACUUCUAACCUUGCUCUGCAUACAUUUAAAUUAGUAGAUGAAGCCUAUGCACACUGAUAUUCCUUUGCACAGAAGUUUGUGCAAGUCCAGUCUCAUAAAAAGCAAUGUUUUCUUACAGAAGAAUCAGGAUAGAAAGCAAAAUAUUUCUUUGCUGUCAUAUGGUUGUCAUACAACAGAAACAAGAUGAUUCAUGGUGUAACUGUUCAAGUCACUGCUCAUUAAUCUUUGAUAAGAGCAAGUGAUUUUAAAAAUACCUGUGGUGGUUUUUUGUUUGGAUGGUUAGUUUUUGUCAAAAAAAAAAACAUUUGUCUCUGGGAAAAAAGAAGCAAACGGAGCACAGGGCUGACAGCAGAUAACAGUACCAAGGCAGUGAUCACAUGCCUUUGUCAUGGCAGAAAGACUCUGGAGUCUUCUGUUUUAUUUCUUCUGUUUGUUUCUAGUGUCCUUGUUCUUGUAAAUGUACUGUUUAACACUGUUUCCUUAAGAAUAAUGGUGAAUUUAGUCUUCUGUAAUAAUGUUUAUUUCCCAAAAAGGUGUUUUCUUCCUUUUUGAGGUUUCAGUCAGAGGUUGUACUGUUGUUUGCAACCAUGUAUGCAGUUCUUCAGGUACAGGAAAGUAGGUUUGUUAUUACAGUAAGGAGGUGCAUUUACAAGAUUUUGUAUGUUGGUUGAUGAACAUAUGAGGUUUUGUCAUUUUAAAUGUUGGAGAGUGACUCACUUCGCAAUGCUAGCUGGCCUGGCUGAAUGGAAAAAAAAGGUAAUGAAGCUUGGUGAGAUAUUGCAGUUGAUUUUUGCUCACAGAUUUUGAGAAUGGGUGACUUCGGUAUACUUUGUGACCUCACAUAGCAUAGCAGGAUUUAGCGAGUUUACUAAUGCUACUACUAAAGCUGAAGGGAAGCUUUUCGUCAACUAAAAUGGCAACGGGAUAAGACCUAAAGGGCCUGGCUGAUAAUUUUCUUGUGCUCAGCGUCAUAGGUCUCAUGCAACUAAAGAUGGCAGGAGCAGGCCCUUCUUCCUUCAUUACGGGUUUAUAAUUCUUUCAUAGUAGAUCUCUACUAAGGUAGUAUAGAGUGUGUGAUUUUUCUGAGUGAUGGUGAGGUCAAGUGUUAAGUUUAGCAUUUGUUAAAUAAACACAGAAAUAAUAGAAAUGAAUAAAGACUUUAAGCAGAAGGAUGACAAGACGUUUGAUUAAAUUGGAACUGGCCAUAGAUGAGCAUAUUUAAAGUAAAUAUAAGAGGUCUUCAGUGUUUUCAAAUCUCACGUUGCAAAACUAAACCCAAACUCAAAACUACGAAGACUAACAGGGAAGUGCUCAGGAAGUGAAUUACUCCACAUCCGUGGUUUAUUUUCUUCCUACACUUUGCUUGGAAAUACCUGGGGACUGUGACCAGCACAAUUUGAGUAGAGCUGGAACAGUUCUCAACAUUUUCAAAAUGGACACUUAGUAACUCGAGCCAUGCUCGCAGCUUUGCAAAUUAGGAUUCUUCUUGCUUGCUGAUUCUGAUCAGCUCCGGUGCUCAUAUUCAUUGUUUUUGUCUCAUUUACUCCUCCAAUUAAAUUGCAAAGAACACUUUCUCAUAUCUAUGAAAUAUUUGCAGUUUUUGGCUUGAAAUUUGGGGUUUGGAAAAUAGCAGUGAACUGUUUUUUUUGUCCUUGCUCCUUACUUUGAUUAGAAGUCAGUCUGUGAUAUGAAUUCCUUUCUCACGUGUGCAUUCUCAAUCCCCUGAUAUACCCUUACUGGGUAGAAGUCCAGUAAGACUGAAGCUAUUUUGUGCUGGUGAUGUCAUUCUUCCUCUCUGAAAAGGAGUUGAGACAUUGCACUGGAGUUGACUAUUGUUUCUGUGUUGAAAAAUUAAUAUAUAUGGUUUUAAGGUCAACAACAUUUAAACUGUUCAGCCUAAAACCCGGGAAAAAAAUAAAUAUUUCUGCAUAUUAUUUGAAGCGAACGAAUAUGAAGCAGAAGUAUUCAACCAUUCACCACGUCGCUUUUAGGAAUUCUGUACCUCUUUGGCCAAGGAGCUUCAAAUCUGUUAACAUGUGGAGAGCUAUGUGCAAGGCGUACAAUGUUUGAUUGUCCUUUUCAUAGGGUAAAUAUGACAACUGAAAUUGUGGUUCCUCAGAAGCAGACCGUAGUCAAGAAGCUAGGAUAUAUCACUGUGGAGUGCAUAGCACAGCUCAUGGUUUGUACAGCUGACCAGACAGGAAGAAUUUUAUAAAGAGGAGUGUGUUUUUUUGGAAGAUCUGGUAGGAUUCCAUAGUAUUAACAUGAGUGUUAUAAUAAGUUGGGUUUCUUCAGCAAUUGAGGAAAGCAUCAUUCUUCAAAUUUAAGAGUUAAUGUGUUAGGAAUUUAAUUUAUUUUGAGAUGCGUCUCAGGGAAGGUGUUCAUUUAACUCAAGUAGACCCGGGAGAAAAAUUCCAUAGUGCACUGAGCAUUGGUUUUCUGCAGAUCUGCAAGUUUCCUGGCAGCAAAUAAACUGUACCAUGCAGCUUGUUUCAACUGUUCCAGAUACUGAGGUGACAAAACUUAGUCUUCCAGCUCUGUUGAAUCAUGUUUGUAACUGUAGUUGCAAUUUAGUAUUUGGUGUAUGUAAAAUAAGAGCAAACCUCUGUAUUGGAAGAGAAAGAAAAAAUUAUGUGUUUCUCAGAACACUGUUGGUUAAAUGUAAAAAAGAGAAACAAAACAACAAAAAAUCCUGUAUGAUUACAAGUUGACAACUCCUACAGGCAGAAUAUUUCAGGAAAUAACUGUAUAAAUAAGGAAAACUUGUUUUGUCAUCAAACACUCACAGAGGAACUUUGCCCAAUCCAGUUUGCAUAGGCUGACAUUGGAGAAUCCAGCAUUUUCAGUAUCUUCUGUUUAUUUGGAAAUGCAUGCAUUUGUGUGAUACCACUGUUUUGUCUUUGUCAGACAUGUUAGCCAUUUUGUAUACAAGUUUCAUAGCUGUCCCUCAAAGAGAGGGGAAGGAACAAAGUGGAUAAAAGGAACAGUUGUUUCACUAUUAGUAUUUUCAUGCUCUGAAUACACAGGUACAUAGGUGAUUCAUCACAGAGUGAGCAUUACACAAAAGAACUGUGCAAGGAUAUCCUGCAGAGUAGUCCUUUCACUGCCUUGCACAGGGCAGCAGAUUAGGGGAACUAAGGUUGUUUUUGUUUGUAAAGCAGAAACAGUGAUAAUCACGGAUUGGGAAUUGUAAUUCUUCCAGUAAAAAAAGCACUGUUAACUUUUACUGGUAUUUUUAUUUGUGAAUUACGUGGCAGUGGUUCAGGUAUAAUGCAGGUUGGUGUGGUGGAGGGCCACAGGAGGGCCGUGAGGAUGCUAAGAGCACUUUUCCUAUGAGGACAGGCUGAGAGUUCGGGUUGUUCAGCCCGGAGAAGGCUCUGGGGAAACCUUGUAGUGGCAUUCCCGUACCUAAAGGGGGGCCUACAGGAAAGCUGGGGAGGGACUCUUUGUCAAGGAGUGUGAAGUGAUAGUACAAUGAGUAAUGGCUUUAAACUAAAAGAGGGUAGGUUUAGAGUUAGAUCUCAAAUUUCUACAUUUCAGCAAGUAUCUGCCAAAGUACUCCCUAGUAAUAAGCUUUCAGUAAAAUAAAAGUAAAGUUUCUUAAUUUAUGUAUAGUUUCUGAAAUUUUGUUAGUAGAUCCUGCUGCACAAAUUCUUUAAAUUCUUUUAACACAAUCAAAAGCACUGGGACUUCUAAAUUGUUUUUACUAGCAUUGCCAAAAAAAAAAAAAAACUCUGAAAAGCAGAAGCAAGUUCUGUUCAUCCUGGGGAUCUCUUAACAACAUAAAGCUGACCUUUAAACAGUAGCAUAAAUAAGUUAAAUUGACUGUUUCUAUUCCAACAUAAUGGAUAAAAAAAUCUAGAAAAGGGAAUUAUUAAAUAACAGCCUAGGCAUGAAAGAAGAUUGAUGGACUUCAGCCACAAAACUGUCUGAAAGCUGUUGAAUAAAAAGGCAGGAGACAUUGUAAAAUAAAUUAUAAGACAAGAAAGUAAACUUUCCACUCUAGGUUGAAAAAAUCCACGUGCCUCAGGCAUACUUCAGCCUUGUCUGAGAGCUGAUACUAAAAGCCCUUAGUAAGCAAGAGACGACUGGAAAGGGGAAUAAAAUAUUUUUUGUUUAGAGUAUGUAUACUUUGGUACAUAAAUUUAUGUGUAUAUGUAUACAACCCUCCUUUCAGCUUUUCUCCCCAAUGCCACAAUUUUAGUUUUUCAACCUUUCUCUCCAAACUCUAUGAUUAAAUGAUUCUUCCAGAAAGUGUUUUGAAGCAUAUCUGAAAGCUGUGGUAAACUGCUCUUUUACACCUGUCAGGAUGCUAUUAAUCUUUAAGUAGUAAGAGAGAUGAAAUCAAAAAACUACAUUUUACAUAAAUUACUUAGACUUCGCUGUUUAGCGAGAAUGCACAGGAGAGUGCUCCAUUCCAUAGGAAUCUUUCUCCCAGUCUUCUAUCCUCAGCCUUUACAUAGGUAUUAGUUAACAACAGUUUGUCACGUUUCUUUGAUCCUCCUUUUCUUCCUUUAACUAAUAAAUGUAUUUUUCUUCAUUUG